AUGUUCUACGGUCAUGCCGCCGCAUCGCAUAUUUCAUGCCAGGAAAGGCUACAAUGUGAUCCGGCACUGGCUUUAUCUUGUCCUUUGGAACUGAGCGGAGCUGAUAGAGUUGUGCCUAAACCCAGGACUACCGGGAGACACUACAUUCAUGACCUACGAUCACAGAGGGCUCCUAUCUUCCUCUCUUCCGCCAGUGGUCAAGCGAAUGUCUUCACACAGUGGAAGAGAUCUCAGGUCUCAGCGCCAAAGUUUGGUAUCUUCCAGGCGCGCAGGGGUGUGAUUACGAAUGUCGAGUCGCUAGCGACCAACAUGGGAUGGGGGAUCGAUGUCGAUCGAUGGACCCUACAACAUCGAAUGUACGCUUUGAAGACGUGGAUCGCCUCACGUCGAAUUCUCUGGCGAAUAUAA
Pseudovirgaria hyperparasitica is the source of this 408-nucleotide messenger RNA. RefSeq lists its product as uncharacterized. The record is from RefSeq and is a predicted model, not a curated record. Bases 1 to 408 code for a protein of 135 amino acids. Lineage: Eukaryota; Fungi; Ascomycota; Dothideomycetes; Acrospermales; Acrospermaceae. The transcript has 3 exons.